GGGUACCCGUGGCGAGGUGAGACGUCGAGAGGCGGCGAAAGGCGUCCCCCCCUGCGUCGGGACGCGCGUCUCCCUGCAUACGAGACGGCCUAGGGCCGACCAAGCGAGAUGCCAGAACCGCCGACGGCACCGUACACCACGAUGAGAAAUGAAAUAUAUCAAAAACGUUUAAUUAGUAUCCUUCAGUGAAUAAAGAUGAACAGUGAGCAGCAUGCAUUGCCAGCGACUACGCAGGCACAGCAAGAGGAUGUAAACGCGGGUCAAAGUGGUCGUCCUUCAUACCCAGGUGGUUUGGCUACAACAACCAGUCUUGGCAAUGUAGGGAGUACCCCGCAUUCAUCCGCGGACCUGCGUGUAGGUACAGCCGUAGCGUUAGCCUCCUCGGUAGCUAAAUAUUGGGUCCUCACCAAUCUCUUUCCUGGACCGCUACCUCAGGUCUCAGUCUAUCAUCAUUCCCACCACAACUCCUCACAUAGGAGUAGUGGAGGUGGAGAGGCAUCUUCCAAAGAGCCAGCCUCUUCAUUGAACCAAGAAAUGGCGUUGACUUCCAGUUCACAUCAUCAGUCAACACCUACACACCAUCAUCACCAACCUUCAGUUAGCAGUAGCAGUCAUCAUAGUUCUUUACAACCAAAUUCACAGCAGAUACCAGUUUCUCUACCAGGCCUUAAUUUAGACGGGGCACAUAUACCUGCCAGCGUCAGUCAUUUACAAGCAGCACAUGCACAAAUGCAACAAAUGCAGGCAGCACAACAACAACAGCUGCAUCAGCAGCAACAGCAACAGCCCCAACAACAACAACAGCAGCAGCAGCAACAAUCUCACCAUCAGAUGCAAAGUCAUCAGAACGCUCAGAACAGUGGACCAACUGCACAUAAUCAAAACGCACAGAGAGAUGAUAACAAGGUGAAAGAUGAAAGUGGAAGUUGCACAACUGAACGUUGCAGUGACAAUCAAGUUCACUGUCAAGUUCAAUGUGACCUCCAAUUACAAACAUCUCAAGAUUUACAACAAAGUCUUAUGCAACAGCAGCAACAACAGCAGCAACAAAUUGGUGUAAACAUAAGCGGAAAUUCAUCGAGUGAAGGCGGAAGUCAAAAUAAUACAGAAAAGCCUGAAAAAGAGAAAGAAUUGCGUCAACUAAAUAUGACGCAAUUCCAAGUGCCAGAUUUAAAACCAGGAGGUCAUAUGAUGGAUGUAAGAACAGCUGAUGGAUCAGUCGUGAAGAUUAGCGCUGGGAACGAACAAGAUUUAGCAAAAACACUUGGUGUUGAAAUGGUGCAAAAUAUGUACAAGGUAAAUGUCGAAGACAUUAAUCAGCUUUUAGCAUAUCAUGAAGUAUUUGGAAAACUACAAAGUGAAAUAGCAGCUGGUACAACUUUAGUUGGAAGUACAGUUCCUACUCAAACAGUUACCACUAUACAAAAUGGAACUCCAAUUGUACAACAAGUUCAAUUAAAUAAGUUUGAUAUUAAAUCAAGCGAUGGCGAAGCUACACCAGGACCAAGCGCUUCGCCUGUGUCGGUUGGAAGUCAUGCAUGUGAAAUAUGUGGAAAAAUUUUUCAGUUUCGCUAUCAGCUUAUCGUUCAUCGUAGAUAUCAUACGGAAAGGAAACCUUUUACUUGUCAGGUGUGUGGCAAGGCCUUCUUAAAUGCAAACGAUUUGACACGGCAUGGGAAGUGUCACCUAGGUGGAUCCAUGUUUACUUGUACAGUUUGUUUUCAUGUAUUUGCAAAUGCGCCCUCUUUGGAACGUCAUAUGAAGCGACACGCUACCGAUAAACCGUAUAAUUGUACCGUAUGUGGAAAAAGCUUUGCAAGAAAAGAACAUUUGGAUAAUCAUACGCGUUGUCAUACUGGGGAAACACCUUAUAGAUGCCAGUACUGUUCAAAGACGUUUACUAGGAAGGAACAUAUGGUAAAUCAUGUUCGCAAACAUACGGGUGAAACACCUCAUCGAUGUGAUAUUUGUAAAAAGAGCUUUACCCGCAAAGAACAUUUUAUGAACCAUGUUAUGUGGCACACGGGAGAAACUCCUCAUCAUUGUCAAGCUUGUGGCAAGAAAUAUACACGUAAAGAACAUCUCGCAAAUCAUAUGCGUUCACAUACCAAUGAUACACCGUUUCGCUGUGAAAUAUGCGGUAAGUCGUUUACAAGAAAGGAGCACUUCACGAACCACAUAAUGUGGCACACGGGUGAGACGCCGCAUCGCUGUGAUUUCUGCUCGAAGACAUUCACGCGAAAGGAGCAUCUCUUGAACCACGUUCGCCAGCACACGGGUGAGUCUCCACACCGAUGCGGCUUCUGCUCCAAAUCGUUCACCAGAAAGGAACACCUUGUUAACCACAUCCGCCAACACACAGGAGAGACGCCCUUCCGCUGUCAGUACUGUCCAAAAGCAUUUACGCGGAAGGAUCAUCUGGUGAACCAUGUCAGGCAACACACGGGUGAGUCACCGCACAAGUGCCAGUAUUGCACCAAAUCCUUCACGAGGAAGGAACAUUUGACAAAUCACGUGCGUCAACACACAGGCGAAUCGCCACACCGAUGCCACUUCUGCUCCAAGUCAUUUACUCGUAAGGAGCAUUUGACGAAUCAUGUGCGAAUCCACACUGGUGAAUCACCUCAUAGGUGUGAAUUCUGUCAGAGAACGUUCACCAGGAAAGAACAUCUAAAUAAUCAUCUCCGUCAGCAUACCGGAGAUUCAUCGCACUGCUGCAACGUGUGCUCGAAACCAUUUACAAGAAAGGAACAUCUCGUAAAUCAUAUGCGAUGUCAUACUGGUGAACGUCCAUUUGUAUGCACAGAAUGUGGCAAAAGCUUCCCUUUAAAGGGGAAUCUACUUUUCCACAUGCGUUCGCACAAUAAAGGCAGCAACGCCGAGAGACCGUAUCGUUGUGAUCUUUGUCCAAAAGACUUUAUGUGCAAAGGACAUUUAGUGUCUCAUAGACGAUCACAUUCGGACGAGCGACCACAUAGCUGUCCAGAUUGCGGGAAAACUUUCGUUGAAAAGGGCAAUAUGCUGAGACACUUGAGAAAACACGCAGCGGAAGGUCCGCCAACACAAGUUAGCACGCCCUCUGCAAUUCCUCAAUCCGGUGUUCUGCCCAUUCCGGCAGCAGCAGUUCUGGUCGGCCAUCCUUUGGCACCCCCUGCACCACCCGUAGUCCCACAACAUACCGUAGUUGUGCCUACUCCUCCGGGUGUACUGACCUCCUACUAAACCAAAUGAAGAGAGCAAACAUGUGAAGGAAAAAUAGAAAAGCAUUUUUCAUAAGGAGAAGAAAAAGUGAGUGUAUACACGAUGAAUGUUGUGUUUGUUGACCAAUGAAAGUGCACCGUUAAGUUGUUUUCCUUCUUUUUUCUUGUUCGUCUGCUCUUUUCUCGGAAGAGGAAGAAGAAAAAGACUGUUGAAACUUGCAGUUUCUACAGGCACAGAAGUGGGUUAAUCGAUAAAGUGUUGUUAUGGAAAGAUCGUUGUGAAUUGUCGUGAUUGCAGCGCCCUAUUGUUCACGUUUCGAACCUGUCCUCGUCGUAAUGCUCUCUGUAGCUACGUAUAGAAAAAACGAGAAGGGUUUAUAAUAUGAACUUCGUCAGUUUUGAACAAUUAAUCGUGCUGCUAUGAUCGAUAGCAGUGUAUUAUCCAAAGUUUGAAUUACUUUGUUUCUGUCUAUUUUCUUCUACUUUUCUUUUUCUUCUCUUCUUUUUAUAUGAUAACUUUUAAUAGAUCGUUUAUCAAGGGGAAAAAUAUUUGAUAUGCGUUAUGGAGUUAAAAAUAUAAAAUCGAUAAUAAUCGCGAACCCUGCGAUUCGAUGAUGGGCACACAUAACUUCGCUAUUAAUUCGAUUACGAUUAGAAAGUAAUUGCGGUAACGAUAUGACGCUGUAUUAGUUUUAUGCAAUAAUUUCGUACAAAAAAAAAAGAGUAACGAAAUUAAUGUAUUUGCUAAUUAAAAAGAACAAAAUUUAGCGUGAUAUAAUGUAAUGUAUGUACGACAUACCUCUGAAAUAAUGAUGUAAUCAUAAUUUAAAAAAUUUAUCAAGUAGUUUGCUUGAAGUACAAAAUGUAUUUGUAAUUUGAAUUAUAUUCGGUUUUUAUCAUUUUUGUCACAAUUUUAUCAAAUUGCUCUGUUUGAGCUGAAAUAAGAAAAAAGAAAUAGUUAUUCAAAAUGAUCAUAAAAUGUAGUAGCAAUUAUAUUUGCGUCCGUCACGUUGAUCAGCGCCACAAAAUUUUUUACGUUAAUUAUCGCUAUUACUCACACAAUAAAUGAAUUAAGAACGAUCGAUUUGUUUCACAAAAUUAUACUUUCUUUUUUUCUAUUUCUUUCUUUAGAAAAAAACAUAAGUUCGCUUUCUAUAUAUAAUUGGCUUAGAGAUAAAAAAAAGAAUUCUAUAUAAAAUCUAAUAUCGUAAGAAUAAGUAUACAUUUUAUUACUUGCGUAAAAAAAUUCUGCAUAAACGUGACUGAGAAAGAUACUAUACAUUAUAAUAAUGGAUCAUUUUCGACUUACUUAGAUAAUUACGUUUAUUUUAAUUGGCGUGUAGUUUACUUUAACGAGUUUACUUUACUUGCGAGGAAUUAUAUUUCAAAGAAAUAUUUAAAAACACGAUUUAUGUUCUUUAAUACGGACCCGAAUGUCGAAUUAAAAGCGUCGCGUUAGUUGUCCGUUUUAGUUGUAGUCAUUGUUUUCUUCUCCUUUUAACUUCUCUUUUUGUUUAAUCGUAAUUAUUAUAAUGGAGUGCAAUAUAGUUUUGCCGAUUUCUCUUAAGCGUUUAUCCGCAUCGAAAUGAAUCGUUACUACACCAGAUUUUAAAUAAUGAAAAAGCUAAGGAAACAAAAAAGAUAAAAAGUGAACAGAUGAUAGCAAUUCAACACUUUUUUUUAUUUGUAGUAUAUAGGGACGAUACUGAAUUAUUUUGAUUCUUAAAAUUAAUUUUAAACGAUUAACGCUAUUUACGUUUCAUCUAGUUUGAAAAGGAAAAAUAUUAUUAACUCUAGCGAUCUUGUAAGGCCAUGUAUUUCGUAUUUACGAUUAAGGGUAAAAGAUAAAAGUAUCGUAAGCUUGGUUCUGCGGCAACAUUGUUUAGUGUUAUAAGUUACCUAGAUAUAUAUCACAUAUUUAAAAGAGUAUUCAAAAUAACAAUAUGUAUGAUCAGUUUGUAAAGCGUAAAACGCAGAAAAACAAUUCACAAUUGCAUGUUAACGAUUGCUGCAGUAUCAGGUUUACCUUAAUUAUGUAUAAUAUUAUAAUAAUAACAACUAUUGAAUAUAGACACGAGAAAGAUGAUAAAUUUAUUAACGCGCGUGCAUGCGUCACGUGGAGUGUACGACAAUGUUCAUCACUCCGUAGAAGUCUAGAUUAAUAUAUUACGAUAAAUAUAUCUAAGUAUAUCCAAACAGUUAGAUAUCUCGUACUAUUUAAAGAAAAAAGAAAGAAAAAAAAUAAUAAGGGGAAAAUUAAUAAAUGCCGCAGGUUCACUUUAUGAGUGACACACGAAAUGUAUGUUACAUAUGGAGCGUAAAAUUCCCACAUUAUAUUCGCGUAGAAGAAGAAAAAGAGAUAUAUAGAGAAAUGGAAAUAAGAAGGAAACACGCAAAGGUACAUCUAGAAAGGAAAGACAAAUAUAUAUGUAUAAUAUAUAUUGCUGAUGCUUAUAUACAUUAUGUAUAUAUAUAUUGUACACGACACGAAAAUAGAAAAAGGAAGAAAACUAUGAUGCCGUACCGGAGUCACUUGAUACAAAUAAUAUUUCCGACGAUAUUACGCAAUAUAUUCGUGGCAUCGCUCCUUGUAAUUUGCUAAAAAAUCUAACAAGGAAUAAAUAGAAAUAAUGUUUAUAUGAAUUAUUAUUAUUAUCUUAUUAUUAUUAUAUUAUUAUUAUUAUUAUUAUUAUUAUUAUUGAUAAUAUUAUACGUUACAAGAAUAAAAUUACGAGUUGAUUCAUGCUUUUAAGAGAUUUAGUUUCAUGCUUGUUUUAAAAAAUAGCAAGCAAGUAUCAGAUCCAACCAAUUCCCUUUAAAUCGAAGCGACUUUACAAAGAUAUCAAGUAGAAAACAGUAAAAUGCUAGAUGCUACUUUACUUCCUCAAUAAGAGUCGUAACCAGUCAGUUUUGUGUAUAAUUUUUAAUAAAAUUUCUAUCUACAUGAUCUUAUCUUUUUGGCAAUAACAGUCGUUUAAAUGAGAACGCUUCGGUUCGAAGUGAAAUACGAUGGUGAAGGAAAGAAUUCAAAAUAUGGUUUACUUUAGAUAGAAGGAAAUAUGUAUAGAACUUUAUUAUGCACCAUUGUAAUAUUAUGUAUCCCAGUUGUGACACAAUAUACACUGGUGUUAUGUUAAA
Molecule: messenger RNA, 6338 nt
Organism: Bombus impatiens (common eastern bumble bee)
Lineage: Eukaryota; Metazoa; Arthropoda; Insecta; Hymenoptera; Apidae
Product: zinc finger protein 271
Exons: 11
Coding region: 196-3222 (1008 amino acids)
Biological process (GO): regulation of transcription by RNA polymerase II
Cellular component (GO): nucleus
Molecular function (GO): RNA polymerase II transcription regulatory region sequence-specific DNA binding; DNA-binding transcription factor activity, RNA polymerase II-specific
Source: RefSeq, a predicted model, not a curated record